GUCGAGAAACACUUCGUUUGGAUUCUCACACAAUGUCGUGACUGCCGGUGACACAGCCAUUGUUGGUGUUUUCUUCUUUCUCCCCUAAAAGAAAAAGUCGUCUCACUUUAAGGCUACGAGCUUGAAGAGAUUACAGCAUGUCUGCUUUAUCCCUGUCCUGUUGGACUAAACUCAAGCACAUGAGGGCUUUACUCCAAAGGAGCACCUGUGUGCGUCAUGACCGAGACACCAGACGCUACAGCUCUGACGGGCACAAAAGGAGGGUUGUGAUUACAGGUGUAGGGUUGGUGUGUCCUCUGGGGACAGGGACAGCACUACCGUGGGACCGCCUGAUUAAAGGCCACAGUGGGAUCGUUGCACUUGACUCAGAGGAGUACAAGACAGUCCCCUGCAAAGUGGCGGCGCUGGUGCCCAGAGGGAACGAGCCAGGUCAGUUUGAGGAAGAGACGUUCGCCUCUCGCGGGGAGAUCAACAGCAUGUCGCAGGCCACCGUGAUGGCCCUCGGAGCUGCUCGGCUGGCUCUGGACGACUCAGGGUGGUACCCCGAAACCCCGGAGGAGCAGCUCAACACCGGGGUGGCUGUUGGCAUGGGCAUGGUGUCGCUGGAUGAAAUCGCCCGCACCUCUAAAGCCUUCCAAGAAAGGGGCUACAAUAAAGUCAGCCCCUUCUUCGUGCCACGCAUCCUCGUCAACAUGGCAGCUGGGCACAUAAGCAUCAAACACAAACUGAAGGGUCCCAACCACGCCGUGUCCACGGCGUGCACCACGGGCGCACACGCCGUGGGUGAUGCCGCCAGGUUCAUCGCCCACGGGGAUGCGGUUGCUAUGGUUACAGGGGGGACGGAGUCCUGCGUGGGGCCUCUUUCAAUCGCCGGCUUCGCCAGGGCGCGAGCCCUCGCCACCAAAUGGAACGACGACCCCGCGCAGGCAUCGAGGCCCUUUCACCCAGACAGAGAGGGCUUCGUGAUGGGUGAAGGAGCGGCGGUGCUUCUCCUGGAGGAGCUGGACCACGCGGAGAAAAGAGGAGCCAGGAUCUACGCGGAGGUCCUGGGCUAUGGACUCUCGGGGGAUGCCAGCCACAUCACUGCACCCACCGCAGAUGGAGAAGGAGCGUUCAGAUGCAUGUCUGCGGCCCUCAGAGAUGCUGGCAUCCCUCCAGCAGAUGUGACUUAUGUGAACGCUCACGCCACAUCCACACCUCUGGGUGACGCGGCUGAAAAUGCCGCCAUCAAGAGGCUCUUUCACAGAAACCUUGACAGCCUGGCUGUCUCCUCCACUAAGGGAGCCACGGGGCAUCUGCUCGGAGCCGCGGGGGCCCUCGAGGCAGCGUUCACAGCUUUGGCAUGCUACCACGGAGUCCUGCCCCCGACGCUCAACCUGGACCGCACCGAGCCAGAGUUUGACCUGAAUUACGUUCCCUGCACAGCUCAGCCAUGGCGGACUCAGGGCCGGAGGAUCGCCCUCACAAACUCUUUUGGAUUUGGUGGCACCAACGCCUCGCUGUGUCUCGCCAGCAUGUGAUGAUCAGCACUGAUACUGUUUGUUUGUGGAAAACCCUUAUGGACUGAUGGCAAAGAUUAAAAAAACUGAGAAAAGCACUUUUUAAAAAUGUUUUUUGUGUGUUUUUGACAUU
This is a messenger RNA of Larimichthys crocea (large yellow croaker), 1632 nucleotides long. It is a transcript of the gene oxsm, whose product is annotated as 3-oxoacyl-ACP synthase, mitochondrial. Gene Ontology annotation, molecular function: 3-oxoacyl-[acyl-carrier-protein] synthase activity. The transcript has 3 exons. NCBI's taxonomy places the organism in Eukaryota, Metazoa, Chordata, Actinopteri, Sciaenidae. The record is from RefSeq and is a predicted model, not a curated record. Gene Ontology annotation, biological process: fatty acid biosynthetic process. Gene Ontology annotation, cellular component: mitochondrion. The coding region runs from base 138 to 1520 and encodes 460 amino acids.